Molecule: messenger RNA, 1313 nt
Organism: Oryctolagus cuniculus (rabbit)
Lineage: Eukaryota; Metazoa; Chordata; Mammalia; Lagomorpha; Leporidae
Gene: TK1
Product: thymidine kinase 1
Biological process (GO): thymidine metabolic process
Molecular function (GO): thymidine kinase activity; ATP binding
Source: RefSeq, a predicted model, not a curated record
UGCCGCCAAUAAAGGCGGGAGGCGCGGGUCUGGCGGGAACUUGCCGGGUACAGCUGAGAAGGGUCUCGGUGCUGCGAGCUUCCAGGCCGCGCCAUGAGCUGCAUCAACUUGCCCACCGUGCUGCCCAGCUCCCCCAGCAAGACCCGGGGACAGAUCCAGGUGAUCCUCGGGCCCAUGUUCUCAGGGAAAAGCACCGAGCUCAUGAGACGGGUCCGCCGCUUCCAGAUCGCUCAGUACAAGUGCCUGGUCAUCAAGUACGCCAAGGACGUCCGCUACAGCCACAGCUUCUGCACGCAUGACCGGAACACCAUGGACGCGCUGCCGGCCUGCCUGCUGCGGGACGUGGCUCAGGAGGCCCUGGCCGUGGCCGUCAUAGGCAUCGACGAAGGGCAGUUUUUCCCCGACAUCGUGGAGUUCUGCGAGGCCAUGGCCAACUCCGGGAAGACGGUGAUUGUGGCUGCCCUGGAUGGAACCUUCCAGAGGAAGGCUUUCGGCUCCAUCCUGAACCUGGUGCCCCUGGCCGAGAGCGUGGUGAAGCUGACAGCCGUGUGCAUGGAGUGCUUCCGGGAAGCCGCCUACACCAAGAGGCUGGGCUCCGAGAAAGAGGUGGAGGUGAUCGGUGGGGCGGACAAGUACCACUCCGUGUGCCGCCUGUGCUACUUCAAGAAGUCCACGGGCCCGCCUGCAGGGCCGGACAAGGAGAACUGCCCGGCGCUGGCCAAGCCGGCCGAGGCCACGGCCGCCAGGAAGCUCUUCGCCCCCCAGCAGGUCCUGCAGUGUAGCCUCGCGGCCAACUGAGAGCCCAGAGCCCCUGCUGCUGCCCCCUGGCGGGAGCCCACGCCCCACACCCUGUGGCUCUGCACAAGAGGAAGCCGGGAGGAAAGCGGGUUCCGUCUCCGUCCCUGGCACUUUUGGUUCCCUUUCUGGCUGCUGUGUAGGCCCGCCCAGCCGGGGGUGGCCCUGCCUGGCCGCCGCAGACACCCCCACUCCAGGGAGAGGGGCAGAGCCCCACGUGGCCGUGACGUUAACCGCUGGCUUCUUCCCCCUUUGUGGCUUUCACUGCCGAGUUUCUGUUCUUCCUGUGAAGUCUCUGGCCUGCACCUUGAGACUUGACCCCUCUGGCCGCCCUCGCGGCUGAAAGCCCCUCCCAGCGGGGCAGCGGGUUUCCCCGGAAUCGGCCUCUUCCGUUGGUGGCACCAGCCCGGCUGGGGCGGACGCCAGGGGGCUGCACCGGGCUGGGCCUGGGGGGAGGCAGGGUCUACCCUUUUGCCAUAGUGUAUGAAAUUAAUUAUAACUAAUAUUAGAAUUUGCCA